AUGAAGCUCAUCUACCUCGCGGCUCUCCUCCAACUCCCCGCCCAACUUCUGGCGGCACCAGCAGUCCCAGCCCUAACUGAUCUCGAAACCGAUUUCGAAACCGAUUUCGAGCAGCAGGACUAUGUUCUCCGCAUCACCGAGGUCUUCGAGCAACCAAACGGUGAAUUCAGGACAUUGCCGCAAAUACCGCCAGCGCUGUGA
Molecule: messenger RNA, 201 nt
Organism: Aspergillus affinis
Lineage: Eukaryota; Fungi; Ascomycota; Eurotiomycetes; Eurotiales; Aspergillaceae
Exons: 2
Coding region: 1-201 (66 amino acids)
Source: RefSeq, a predicted model, not a curated record